Molecule: messenger RNA, 624 nt
Organism: Parastagonospora nodorum SN15
Lineage: Eukaryota; Fungi; Ascomycota; Dothideomycetes; Pleosporales; Phaeosphaeriaceae
Exons: 2
Coding region: 1-624 (207 amino acids)
Biological process (GO): mycotoxin biosynthetic process
Source: RefSeq, a predicted model, not a curated record
AUGUCACCUAGUUUCCUGGUACCUCAACUGCAUGGCCCUUCUUGCGGCCUGCUCGUAGUUCUGAUCGUUUGCCUCGUUCUGAACUUCGGUGCUUUUCUCUUCUCCCUCCGCAUCUUGAUGCGCGGAAAACAUCAUUACACCUAUCUCACUGGCGACCGACCCCGCAACCUGCCUAUAAAUGUCGGCACUGUUCAAGUCACGUUCCAAGACGAUCCUAUUUACUAUGGACUGGAAGGCUUCAACGCCACGGCUGAAUGGAAUGCGAUCCGCCCGCCCGGUAAGGGCUUCGUUUUCCUGGGGGAGGAACAUUUUGCAUUUGGUGUGUCAAUGUGGCACCAGAUGCACUGCCUUAACCACAUACGCGCGACACUCGUCAAUGGAGACGACGGGUCAGAUCAUACUGAGCAUUGCUUCCAUUACUUACGGCAGGGCAUUCUCUGCGCUGCCGAUACAACGCUCGAGCCUGGCGGUACGCACAUGGAGUUGGAAAAUGGAGACAAAGUAGCUGCGGGCGUAGAGACUGUACAUACCUGCCGAGACUGGAGACAGGUGCAUGAUUGGUUGGAGAAGCAACAUGAGAACUGGACCCCGGAGAUGCAGCAGAGGUUCCAAGAGGCUAUUUAA